AUGGCUACUAGUCGGCCCCCUGCUGGGCGGAAGCUGCAGCCCAAACCCUCUCUCGCCCUCACGCAGAACCACAUUCCCCGUCAUGUCGAGCGCAAAAGGAAACCGCCUGCGCGGUUUAGUAAAGGCGAGCGCGACUUCCAGAUCGAGGACGCGUAUAAAGCGAGAAAAAGGACUCCGAGACCAGCAGACGCAUCAGAGACACAGCAAGCCACGCAAACGAUCAGGGUUGUUUUGCCCGGUCCGGAUCUCGCCUACGAGUCGGACGUCUCGUCGCUCACGGACCUUGAAGACCUUGAGGAUAUCGAGGACCCGUUUGAAGAUACCGCCGACAUUUCACACGACGUAUAUGGACCCGCUGUCAGCGAAGAGGAGCAAAGACGCCCAGAGGGCGGAUACCGAGACGCCAUAUCCGCCUUCCAGGAGAGCCUCAAUGCCUUGCAAAGCCGUAAUCGCAUACUCGAAGAUGAAGUGACAAGGUUGACCAAGCAGAACGAGGCGUUGGCUUGUGCCAAUGCCUUGGUAACUGAGGUUUCGCCCGCCGAUCUCCACGAGAAGAAUGAAGAAAUCAAAGCACUCCGCCGACGGCUUGCACGGACACUGGAUAUGGUCGAGUUAGCCCGGCCGUUGUCAGAUUGGGAGUCGUUUGCCGAGUCUACGGGCAUUAUCUACCAGGAGAUGCAUACUCUGAGUAAUUACGUGGCCUACGUAGCGGAUCCACUGACCCACAUCAGAGUCCAGGACAUCCGACGACUCCGUACUGACUACGGGCUCAGCCACGAGGUUGCUAAUCUGCUUGCGCGAACAAUUGGCACUGUGUCGCUUCUAGCUUUAGACUCCGUAUCCGCCUUUAGAGCUCUUAUUUUCGGGUUCCUCCAGGAGCACGUUUUCGAUGCCCUGGAGCCGUGGAAUAGUUUUCAUACUGAUAGCAUUAAGCUGAGGCAUUACCAAGAGGUAAUAGAGCAAAGCAUUUCGCCAGAUGCCGUCGAAAAAUACCAUCGCGCAGCGGUUCGCCUCGCGAUUACAAGCCGACAGUUCAAGGAAGACUUCCUCCCAAGCCAUGUCGAAACCCUCUCCACAAAACUCCUCAAGAUGUUCGGUCCAUUCAUACAGAGAAAAAAGGUUAGCGGACAGCUUCAACGCCAAUUGCGGAUCCUAUUCCGCCACGCUGUGAACCUGCGCGCUGCGUGCUAUCCGGGCAAAGGGAUCCGCUACCAACUUGUGCAGUUUCUGCCAAACGCUGUAUACGACCCAGAGGCCAUGGAUGCCCAGACCGACGUCGGGAGGCCGGUACAUGUUCCCGCGGAUGGGCGCCCUCGGCUUAUCAAGGUCUGUGUGCAUGGGUUGCUCAAGGCACAUUCCGUCUCGGAAACAGUGUCUGGAGUCAAACUUGUUGAACGGCUCAGUUGCCCAUUUAUUUCGGAGGUUUCCUCUGAUGGUCAGGUGGUCAGCGAAAAGGCUACCGUUAUUUUACAAUAGUGACAAAGUCAUCCGAGAUGACAUUGCUUUGGUUUCUUCUAGAAAGCUUGGAGGGCAGGGGGCGUGGGUGUAGAAGAGGGGGCAACCGCCA
Aspergillus calidoustus is the source of this 1567-nucleotide messenger RNA. The record is from the annotation of a GenBank genome assembly. Lineage: Eukaryota; Fungi; Ascomycota; Eurotiomycetes; Eurotiales; Aspergillaceae.